GCUACGUCCCCAGGGUCUCCAGUGCUGACGGGUCCUGCGGGACCCCUACCUUCUACACCAUCCACAGUACGACCAGACUUGACCUGGGCUCCAGGCUCUGAGCCUCAAGAACUGUUUCCGCGAGCAUGCGGCAAUAGAACCAUGAGGAUCGUUGGUGGAGCCCCAGCCCCAGAGAGGCGGUGGCCCUGGCAGGUGAGCUUGGAGAGCAAUAAGAAGCAUGUGUGUGGUGGCACCCUCAUCUCCAGCCGCUGGGUCUUGACCGCUGCCCACUGCAUAUUUGGUGAGAAAGAGUACAUGGUGAAGCUCGGAACCACGAAACUGUAUACUCCAUCGGAAAGUGCUAUGGUGGUUCCUGUCGAAGACAUUGUCAUACAUCAGGACUAUGAAGUUAUCACCUUGUUUGGUGACAUUGCCCUUGCUCUGCUGGCCUUCCCCGUGAAUUUCUCUUCAAGCAUCCAGCCUGUGUGCUUAGCUGAGAAGAUGAUGAAAGUGAAAGCUGGGACCCUAUGCUGGGUCACAGGAUGGGGACGAACAGUAGGAAUACGAUCAUCACCAGCACCAGAUGACCUUCAAGAGCUGCAGCAACAUAUAGUUCUCCGUGAUGAUUGUGAUAAGAGAUAUAAGAAUGAAUUUGGACGCUUUCGACUGUUUGUGCAAAAAGGGAUGAUCUGUGGCUACAGAGACAGUGGCCAAAGUCCGUGCUGGGGUGAUUCUGGAGGCCCUCUUGUCUGUGAGAUCAAUGAGACAUGGAUUCAAGUGGGGAUUGUGAGCUGGGGUGCUGACUGUGGUAACACUCCCGUUCCUACAGUGUACACACAUGUCAGUGUGGGUUCCCGAGUCCACGAGGAUUCUGGGGUGACGGAGCCAAGCCCGGAAUCCCGGAAACCUGUGGGACAUCCGAAAUCCCUGGGGACCUCGGAACAUGCUACAGCCCCGGGGUCUCCCGCGUUGGCUGGGCCUGAGGGACCCUCUGUUCCACCUAUAUCCAGGCUAGACAUGGACUGGGUCCUGAACUCUGAACCUAAAGAGCUGUUUCCACGAGCAUGCGGCAAUAGAACCAUGAGGAUCGUUGGUGGAGCCCCAGCCCCAGAGAGGCGGUGGCCCUGGCAGGUGAGCCUGCAGACAAAGGAUGGCCACAUUUGCGGAGGCUCCCUCAUCUCCAGCCAGUGGGUACUCACUGCCGCCCACUGCAUAUUAGGUUAUGAGAACUACAUAGCAAAACUGGGAGACCACAGGCUGCGCCCUCCAUCCUCCAAUUCAAUUCUGGUUCCUGUUCGGGACAUUGUGCUGCAUGAAGAUUUUGACUCCUCUUUGAGAAACGACAUUGCUCUUAUCCUGCUGGCCUUCCCUGUGAAUUUCUCUGCAUAUAUCCAGCCUGUGUGCUUGCCUGAGAAGCAGAUGGAAGUGGAGAAAGGGACUGUGUGCUGGGUCACUGGAUGGGGCCGUCUGGAAACAAACUUGCAAAUACGACCACCAAAUGACCUUCAAGAGGUGGAGCAAUACAUUAUUCUCUACAAGGAAUGCAAUGUGAUUUUCCAGAAGAAACUGAAAUUGUCAUCAAAUCUGGUGCAAAAAGGGAUGAUCUGUGGCUACAGAGACAGUGGCCAAAGUCCGUGCUGGGGUGAUUCCGGAGGCCCUCUUGUCUGUGAAUUAAUGGAGACAUGGAUUCAAGUGGGGAUUGUGAGCUGGGGUGUUGCUUGUGGUAAAACUUUUCUUCCUGCGGUAUACACGCAGGUUAGCCUGUAUAAGGACUGGAUAACAGCCAUUUUAAGUCAGGCUGCAUGCAUGGGGUCCGUGGGGGUCUGCCAGCUACUUCUGUGCCUGGAGCUGCUGCUGCUGGCCAUCGUGAUGCCCCUGUGAGCGCCUCAGCCCACUCCCCUGUGUUUCUGAGUUUCACAUUCCAUCAGCCUCCCCUUCUUUCCAAGGCCCCCACCUCAAAAUCCAUUGGGGGAUCCAUCUACUCUCUGGAGAGCCACACAGUACUUGUGGCAGGGAGAUGGCUGUCUGCCAAGUGUCCCAGACUGCUGACCCCGUCUCUUGCCUCAGCCAGGCAUGAUGCAGUGGCUAUCUGUCCCCCACCACAAGUUUGUUAUU
This is a messenger RNA of Ochotona princeps (American pika), 2094 nucleotides long. RefSeq names its product serine protease 44-like. Bases 142 to 1860 code for a protein of 572 amino acids. The record is from RefSeq and is a predicted model, not a curated record. Gene Ontology annotation, biological process: proteolysis. The transcript has 10 exons. Gene Ontology annotation, molecular function: serine-type endopeptidase activity. Lineage: Eukaryota; Metazoa; Chordata; Mammalia; Lagomorpha; Ochotonidae.